Molecule: messenger RNA, 6054 nt
Organism: Pecten maximus
Lineage: Eukaryota; Metazoa; Mollusca; Bivalvia; Pectinida; Pectinidae
Product: acid sphingomyelinase-like phosphodiesterase 3b
Exons: 6
Coding region: 274-1656 (460 amino acids)
Molecular function (GO): hydrolase activity
Source: RefSeq, a predicted model, not a curated record
GAGCUAGUAGGCAUAUCACUAGUGUAUACAUACCCAUUCGAUAGUAACGAACCCCUGUGCUAUUGUAUUUAAACUGAUACCGUGGAAUUCAUACAUCUAUACAGCCAUCAUGUAUUGUGACACCUGCCGGGGGACAUCCACACAUUCUUUCCGCGUUUGAUUGUUUAUCUAUUCUAGGGACCCAUUAUUUGUUAAAGUAACUGCGUUCAAUACAUAAUCACCUGUUUACGCGUGUGACGUCACUAGUUCCAAUUGGAUUCACCAGGUAAGAAGAUGGAGGUAUGGAUACAUCACGUUGGUGUCUGUCUGCUGUUUAUGACAUCAUGGGAUGGUUGUUUAGCAGACGAAGGGUGGUUUUGGCACGUGACCGACUUCCAUUACGACUUUUCCUACUCCGGCCUUGACCUUUCCUGUAACGAUGUCGUCACAAAUCACGGAAAGUAUGGGAAUUAUUGGUGUGACUCCCCCUGGCGUCUCAUUAAUUCAAGCGUUGAAGCCAUGAAAAAGUUCAAACUGGAUGUGGAUUUUAUCUUAUGGACUGGUGACAGUGUCUUACAUACUCGGGACGAACAUCUCAGCCUCGAUAUCAAUGAUGGAAUCCUAACCAACAUAACAACCCUGCUGAAGCAAGCGUUUGGAUCCACCAGAAUUUACGCUACUUUCGGUAACCAUGACUACUUCCCAGAUGCUCAGUUUCCACCUAACAACAACGAGUUGUACAAUCGGACAUUGGAAAAUUGGUUAACUUGGAUAAGUGACGAAAGAGAAAAAGAAAACUUUCUGAAAGGUGCUUAUUACAGCGCGGUUACUGAUCACGGAAUCCGGAUAGUUGCCCUAAACACAAAUUUAUAUUAUACAUCUGAUAAACUAACUGCAAAUCUCACCGACCCUGCUGGUCAGUUUGCCUGGCUUGAGACUCUGCUGACCAACUCUUCCGUCAACAACGAAAAGGUACUCAUAACCGGUCACGUGCCACCUGGAGUGGUUGAUACGAUGAGCAAACCUUGGAUGUAUCAACAUUUCAACAAGAAGAUGAAUGACAUCAUUUUAAAAUAUUCUGACGUCAUUAUCGGCCUCCAUUUCGGUCACGAGCAUAUGGAUAAUUUCCGACUCUACAGGAAAUCUGACGUUCCCGUGGCUGUUCUGUUCUCCGCCCCGUCUGUCACUCCAUGGCGGUAUAAGAUCCCUACACAGACUGGCGCCGCCCAUAACCCCGCCAUCCGGCUGGUACACUACGACCGGCAGACGGGCCGACAGAUAAACAUGAUAACGUAUUACAUGGACCUACCUGCUAGUAACGCACUGGGCGAACCCCAAUGGGCGGAGGAAUACAACGCUAUCAGGGACUACGCUAUCGCCGACCUGUCUCCGACCUCAAUUAACACACUCAUAGACAGGAUAGACGUGUCAGGGAGUCCGGAAUUCGACAAAUAUUGGAAAUGGCGUGUUGUCAAUGUCCCUGAUGAAUUGUUGGAGGAAUGUAAUGAGGCUUGUAACGCUAAUAUUGUUUGUCAGUUUCGUCAUGUGGACCAAGCGUCAUACGACGCAUGCGUGUUGAAAGCUAUUGGCAAUUCGACAUGUUUGGUGCCAAGUUUAGCAUGGGUUCUUGUGUUCGCUCUUUUAGGACUGGCAUCGUACGCUUGGACAACUAUCUAGGCCUUAAAUGAGACCGUCAGAGAGUGUCGAGUAUCCGCAGUUAGCUCCCUUUACAUACUAUUAUAGUGCAUGUUAAAAUUUAAAAUUGAGGGACGUCCUGAAAUUAAUCUUUGUCGUUACCAACCUAGAACCAGUAUUAACUGAAAACAAUUUGGCUUCAAACUAAGCCAGUUAUCGAUGGUUAUUUACUAGAAUAAAAUCAUGAAUCAGAGUAUUAAAUACAUGAUCAUCCCACGAACCUGUCCGGUAUCGUGUAUUCGAGCGCGAAGAAGACGUCCUUAGUUAUAGUGUAUGAAUGAAAGAUUUAUAAAAUGAUUUUCUUUUUAAUCCUCCUCGAUUUUAUUGCAAAUAUACUGCAAGUAUUUAAAUUGGAUCUAUCAACAUGCAAGUUUUAUGUUAUCUUCGGAAUGUCAUUUUUUAACAUUGAAUUUUAACUAUUUCUAUAAUGUUAAUUCCCGUAAGACAUCUGUCAAAAAUUCUAAAAUUCUUGUUACUUUUUGGCUUUUAUAAGAAGUGUUCCAAUUGUUUUUACAUCAUCACUACAUAAAGAACAUUGAAUGGAUACAUAUAGUAGAACAUUAUUGUAUGUUAGAUUUAAAUUCAAAGUUGUUAUGUUAUUAUUCCAAGUUCCCAUUUUGAGAAUGCUAUUUAACCUGGAAAUAACCUAGAUAUGUAUGGUAUUUUGAGAAUCCUACUUAACCUAAAAUAACCUAGAUACGUGUAUAUCGUGUAUGUAUGAUAUUUUGAGAAUGUUACUUAACCCGGAAAUAACCUAGAUAUGUAUGGUAUUUUGAGAAUCCUACUUAACCUAAAAUAACCUAGAUACGUGUAUAUCGUGUAUGUAUGAUAUUUUGAGAAUGUUACUUAACCCGGAAAUAACCUAGAUAUGUAUGGUAUUUUGAGAAUGCUACUUAGCCUAAAAUAACCUAGAUCUGUAUGCUUCUUACCAUGAAAAUAACGUAGAUAUGUAUGGUAUUUUGAGAAUGUUACUUAACCCUGUAAUAACCUAGAUCUGUAUGGUAUUAGAAUGUUACUUACCCUGAAAUAACCUAAAUAUGUAUAGUAUUUUGAGAAUGCUACUUACCCUGAAAAUAACCCAGAUAUGUAUGGUAUUUUGAGAAUGCUUCUUACCCUGAAAAACAACCUAGAUAUGUAUGGUAUUUUGAGAAUGCUUCCUACCCUGAAAAACAACCUAGAUAUGUAUGGUAUUUUGCGAAUGCUUCUUACCCUGAACAUAACGUAGAUAUGUAUGGUAUUUUGAGAAUGCUUCUUACCCUGAAAAUAACGUAGAUAUGUAUGGUAUUUUGAGAAUGCUUCUUACCCUUAAAAUAUAUGUUUAAAAUAUAUUUAGAUAUGUAUGGUCGAAGCAGAAGACGCUUACGCAUUGGUAACACAUAACAAAUUCUCUUUUUCAAUGGUCUCCAUCCCCAGAUAUAUAUUUUUGUGCAUGUUUCCCCCUUCUUUUUGUCGAUUUUGGGUAAGAACUAUGUCGACAUUUGCUGUGUAGUAGUUACAAUAUGUUACCUAUGCAGUGGAGGCGCGUGGUUCGUCGCUCCCUACCGGGUUGUGUUUCUCGGGAAGCUACGAAACUGGCAGGCCUGCGUUGUCCUGGUUGUUACCUUGGGUAAGGCACUUUGUCCUUAUUGCUUUUGAUGUGACGAGGCACCAUACAGAUCAUGCUGUUUAUAUAUUGUAGGUGAGAUUCCACAGUAUUUUUGAAUUGUCAUUCCUGCUUUCAGAUAUACAUUGUUAUCAAUAUUGUAACUUAGAACAAUGUAUAUAUAUUAUCUAGUAAAAUAGGAUAAUAAUUCUGCUGAAAUGUAUAAAUAUGUCUACAUAUAUGGUCAAAGAAGUCAUAUAAACGAUAAUUUCCGGAUACCACUGGAUCCUUGCAAACGUAUGUGAGGAAGAUAUGAAUUACUUGAAAUGGGAGAAAUUAAUUCCAACAGUGUGGACAAUGAAAUAUGUCAAAUUUGAGAAGCAACCCGCCCCUUUAUCAAGACACAAUAUAAGCGGUAAUUUUCCGGAUAAAACUGGAUCCUUAUGUGCACAUACAUAUAUUUGUGUAACCCUAGAUUGUGUUCAGAGGCUGAAGCAUGUUUGUUUCAAAAUGUUGACUCCAAAAUACAAUGAAAAAUAAUAUUGUUGCUUUAAGGUCAUUUAUUGAAUGAAUGAUAAACUCUUGCGAGUCCACAAUAUAUCAUUAUUCAAAAUGAUUAAUGUUUGAUGUUAUAGAAAAACACAGUGUAUUUACUUCAUAUAAUGGUGUAGCAACAAAGAUGGGGAUACAAAGGAUGGCCCGUUGAUUAGCAUUUGGAACAUGCAUUGGAUACAGCGUAUGUUGCUCAGUGUUCAUCAUCAACAUAAUGGUUGCCAUACACAGGCAAUAUUUUUUCACGUGAAAUUCACGUGAAAUUCAUGUGAAUUUCAGGUGAAGGAAUUUUGCCUGUAUAUCGCAUGUAAAGUUCUGUAAAAUGAUGCAAAAUUAUACAUCUUUUCAUGCUUGGUUGCAUCCAAUUUCAAAUCUCUCUGAUUUGUUAAUACUUUUUGCUGCUAGUUGAAUGCUAUCGACAAUAAACUAUUUUCAAAUUGAUAAAAUAUGCAUUAUAGAGAGCGGCUGGGCAAUGGUAGUUGGUUUCAUCGACCCGUUUGCUUUUUGAAUCAAAUAUGAUUUAAUAAUACAUGCAAAAUUGCCUUUUGUAUCAAUGUAAAAUAAAAACAAGUGUACAAUUUCAUUUCUUUUGUAACUCGACAAACAACUCCUACAUUCGUAGCAAUCCAUUGGUCCCAUAUAAAAAAAAAAGAAAAAGAAAAAAGAAUGCGAAUAUAUGCAAUCAUUUUUGCAAAUAUACGCAAAAGUUCUUAGUGUUAGGUAAUGCAUAUGUUCGCAUGUUAUUUUUCUUUCUUUCAAACUUCAUUUGGGAUCAUUUGACUUCCGUAUCUGCUCUAUGAAGCAAAUGGUGAAAGGAAAACACUUUUUUUUUUCAAUACCUGGCUUCACUACAAUUGGGUUUGAAGCACCAUGAGGGAGUUAAGAUUUGUAUAAACAGUGAUAAGUCUUGAUGGCAAGGGGCGAGUCUGACACUCCCCUUGAUGGAGAAGGAGUGUCCUAAUAUGGAUAUUGAAGUAAGUCGAUUAAGAUCUGUCUAUAUUAUUUGAUGAUUUCUUAUUAAAUUAGGUCCGGAACUUUAUAAGUUGGAGGCGAUUCAUUGGAGACUCGGAGGGUACUAUUACUCUCCUUGGAGUGUCUGUUGCGGAGUUCUUCUUCUUCUUCUUCUUCUUGUAUAUUGUCUAACCUCUCAUGAAGAUGAAAUGAAGUCAAAAUCAGAAAUCAGUUAACAAAGAGCGCUUCUCAGUUGAAUUUCCUUUGGAAACAUCUUUGGAACCAAAAAGCUAAAUGCUAAAUUUCAAGUUUUGACUUCAAUGGAAAGGGGAAUCUCAAAAUUGAACAUCUACUUACCCUUAGGGAAAUAUAUCUAUUUUGAUUAAUCUUUAUUAGUAUGAAAAUAUCGUAUAUCGACCUCACCGCGGCUCCUUUUGUUAAAUGUCCAAAAGAAAAUGAGGCCCUUUCUAUACUGGGGAUCUUCUUCCGCAUCAUCCUUUAUUUUAAACAUUUUUCAUUUGCAAAUAAACACAGGAACACAGGGAUUUAUUUCACAUUAUAAAACACGCUUCCCGACAUACUCUAAAAACAAAUACAGACUACUGUACAAUGAACCCAGACAAUGUCAAUGGAUUAUAAAUAUUGUUUAUAUUUGAAUUAAAAUCGUGAGAUAAAAAUAAUUUGUUUGAUUUGUUGUUACGAUACAUGUGUAUAAACACAUCAGCAUUUACUAUUUAAUCUAAAUCUAAAAUAAUUUGCGCCUCUUCAAUUCGAUUGUCCGGAUAUUUCUUACCCGUCGGCUUCCAUUAUAAUUAUUUGUUGUUCAUGUCACAUUUGUCGCUCGGCCUUUCGGAAACUUUCUACUAAGAAAACGGCUUUCUGUAAUCUGUCAAAAUCUGAAUCCUGAUAUUUGACAUUGUAUAUACCUGGGAUAGAUUGUUACAAAAUCUAAUCAUAUCAAUGGCCUUGACCUGCUUGCAAGGUCAUAAAGUAAGAAUCUGAAGAUACACAGGGUCUAUUGCCAUGGUACUUGUGUAUUUUAAAUACUGGAGAAAAGUUUUCUUCAUUCCUCCGAAGAUCUGUUGUCAUUCGGCCAAUAAGCAAUAGGGAAUCAAUGCUAUCCUGUAUAUAUGACACUGAUGUUCAUUCAAGGCCAUAAAGGUAAAUAAGUUUAAACGUUAAUGCAUAUCAGUAAUUUAUUUGAUAAUAGUGUAGUGAUUAUGCGAGCAAGACAGACCCUUUGGGGCUAUACUAUUAUGUACACUUAUGGAAAUACAAAUUUUCACGUUUUUUUA